Molecule: messenger RNA, 1575 nt
Organism: Scomber japonicus (chub mackerel)
Lineage: Eukaryota; Metazoa; Chordata; Actinopteri; Scombriformes; Scombridae
Gene: nipal4
Product: NIPA like domain containing 4
Exons: 10
Coding region: 20-1291 (423 amino acids)
Biological process (GO): magnesium ion transport
Cellular component (GO): membrane
Molecular function (GO): magnesium ion transmembrane transporter activity
Source: RefSeq, a predicted model, not a curated record
GCCACAACAAAGAGUCAGUAUGAGAGACGUCCACCUGAAUAAUGAGACCUGCAUGAACGGGUCGGAGGUCAGGUUGUGGUGCGGCUCUCAGGCUGCUGUGUGUGUCGUCUCUGGAGAUCAAACACUCGUACACACAUCCUUCACACACCUGAACAAUGGCACUCAGGUGACAGGUCUUCACACACUCGGCUCAUACCACCAAUGGCUCGGUCUGACUCUGGCGCUGCUCUCCGCCUUCCUGAUUGGCGGCAGCGUCAUUCUCAAGAAGAAAGCUCUCCUCCGAUUGGCCGUCAGUGGGAACACCAGAGCAGGUGAAGGAGGUCAUGGCUACCUGAAGGACUGGCUGUGGUGGGGAGGCUUGUUAACCAUGGGAGCAGGUGAGGUCUGUAACUUUGCUGCCUACAUGUUUGCUCCGGCGACGCUGGUGACUCCGCUGGGCGCCCUGAGUGUCCUCAUCAGUGCAGUUCUGUCCUCCUACCUGUUGGGGGAGGUGUUGAACGUUGUGGGGAAGCUGGGUUGUCUGCUGUGCGUGCUGGGAAGCAUCCUGCUGGUUAUCCACGCGCCGCAGGAACAGGAAGUGACAUCACUGCAGGAUAUGGCCAACAAGCUGCUGGAGCCUGGUUUCCUGGUGUACAUGUCGGCCGUGUUGGUGCUGUGUGUUGUUCUCGUUGUGUAUUUCUCUCCUCGGGUCGGAAGCUCAAACAUCCUCGUCUACAUCAGCAUCUGUUCUCUGCUCGGAGCGUUCACCGUCUCCUCUGUGAAAGGCCUCGCCAUCGCCAUCCAGACCGUGUAUUAUGAUAUUUCUGUGCUCGCCAGUCCCCUCACCUGGAUCCUGCUGUUCACACUCAUCGUUUCCAUAGUAACACAGGUGAACUACCUGAAUAAAUCUCUGGACUCGUUCAACACUCUGCUGGUGUAUCCCAUCUACUACGUCCUCUUCACCUCCGUGGUCCUCUCCACCUCCAUCAUCCUCUUCCAGGAGUGGAGGAGCAUGGCCGCCGUCGACAUCGUCACCACCGUCGGCUCCUUCCUGGUCAUCGUGGUGGGCGUGGCCAUGCUGCACCUGUUCAAAGAGCUGCAGAUGACGAUGUCACAGCUGACCAAUCAGCUGUCUCAGCCUGUGGAGAGGGAGGAGCCUGUGGACGAGGUCUCAUCCAAUGAACGGCCCCGAGGUGACGAGGGGGGGCGGAGGAAUAAAAAGGAGGAUAAAUAUGGACUGAUGGACAACAUGGUGAUCGAGAGUCUUCCUCCGAUGAGAGAGGAAGGGCCGAGAGUCUUCAUCAUCAGCUGAAACAGGAAGUAGACGCAGGUUGGUGCUUCCUGUUUCCUGUUUCCUGUUCGGACAGCUCGGCUCUCAGACUGUAAAGCUUCUGCACUUUUAUUUGUUAAAGAUCAGAGUCUGAGGUUUGACUCUGAUUCUGGUUUAUUUGAAUUUAUUAUUAUUUUGAUGCUUUAUUGAACAAUAGUUUUACAGACUAGAAAGUUAACGAUGGUAUUAACGUGGUGUGAGGACAGAAAUCAAACAGGAAAUAAAACUAAUAAAUAAGAAAAAACAUUCAAAAAUACACUGUAAAC